AUGGAGUAUCACAUCGAAUACGCCUCGAACGAGUCGGGCAAAUCGGAGAAGGAGGCCUUCGUGCAGAACUCGUUCAGCCAAACGAAUGGAAAGGGAAGGAAGGGCCUCCUCGUAGUUCUGUUCGUGUCGGCCAUAUGCCUCCUAGCAGGGUCCGCUUUCUACUUUACCCGCACGGGGAAGGAGAGUGAUGGCCCCCUGUACGGGAACGCACUUGACGAGAGCAGCAGCGAUGAUUUCAUUAUUACCACUUUGUUGAAGAGCCCCGGUGGGAAGAAAUUCAUCGUGUCGAAGCUGACCGAAUUGGUAGCAUCCUACGAUAAGGAUGGCAACUCGCAGGAGGAGAAGCACUCCGGAGAGUUAACCACCACUGAGGAGAGAAGCGAAAAGGGAGAGGAGCACUACAAGAAGCGCUUCGGAAAUUUGAAAAUUAGCAAAAAGAGCGAAAUUAACUUUGCGGAUGCCAAAUUUUUGAUGACCAAUUUGGAAUCUGUGAAUUCCUUCUACCUGUUUGUAAAAGAAUAUGGAAGGAAGUACAAAACGGAGGAGGAGAUGCAACAGAGGUACCUCGCGUUUGUGGAAAAUUUGGAAAAGAUAAAGGCACACAAUAGUAGGGAGAAUGUCCUGUACCGAAAGGGAAUGAAUCAAUUUGGAGAUCUCUCCUUUGGAGAGUUUAAGAAGAAAUAUUUGACGCUCAAAAGUUUUGAUUUUAAGACAUUUGGAGGCAAACUGAAGAGAAUUACAAACUACGAAGACGUAAUUGACAAGUACAAACCAAAGGAUGCUACCUUUGACCAUGCCAGCUAUGAUUGGAGACUACACAAGGGAGUCACCCCAGUGAAGGACCAAGCGAAUUGUGGAUCCUGUUGGGCUUUCAGCACUGUGGGAGUGGUCGAAUCGCAGUAUGCAAUUAGGAAAAAUCAGCUGGUCUCCAUAAGUGAGCAACAGAUGGUAGAUUGCUCCACGCAGAAUACAGGAUGCUAUGGAGGCUUCAUCCCACUUGCCUUUGAGGAUAUGAUCGAAAUGGGAGGACUGUGUUCAAGCGAAGAUUACCCCUACGUGGCCGACAUCCCAGAAAUGUGCAAAUUUGACAUUUGCGAGCAAAAGUACAAAAUAAAUAACUUUUUGGAAAUUCCUGAAGAUAAGUUUAAGGAGGCCAUUAGGUUUUUGGGACCCUUAAGUGUCAGCAUAGCUGUAAGUGAUGACUUUGCCUUUUACCGGGGAGGUAUAUUUGAUGGGGAGUGUGGUGAGGCGCCCAACCAUGCCGUCAUCCUUGUGGGUUUUGGAGCAGAAGAUGCCUACGAUUUUGAUACGAAAACGAUGAAGAAGCGCUACUACUACAUUGUGAAGAAUUCGUGGGGAGUCUCGUGGGGAGAGAAGGGGUUCAUUCGCUUGGAGACGGACAUCAAUGGGUACAGGAAGCCCUGCUCCCUCGGCACGGAGGCGCUCGUUGCGCUCGUGGAUUAGGGGCCAGCGCGGGAAGAAAGAAGGCUUGGGGGCAGGAGGUUGCCACGCGGGUUGGCUGCUACGCUGAUUGGCUAUACUAGGCUGACUGGCUACUACUGCAGUUGGCGUUUUUUCGCCACACCAAUUGCGCUUUUGAUAGACGGUAGCCCCACCUGCUCAUAGGCACUCCCCCAGGAAGCCACCCCACACUUGCAGCACAUCGCAGCUGAUUGGACUUCCCUGAGACAGAUUUUCCCCUCGUGAGGAAAGUCCACAAGUCCACCCUUGCGUGGGCGCCCUUUUUGGCGCGCGCGGAGCUCCAGCGCGUUUCCGCGAUUUGUCCCCCGUUUUGAGCCCUCCGCGGGUUUAUUCCGUCCUUCCUCGCUCGCUCUCUCUCUCACUCUCUAUCUCGCUUCCUAUCUCUCUCUUGUGCUUUCUCUUUUUUUUUUUUAUUCCGAUCACCCCGGCACACGUCAUUCACAAAGCGGCCAGUUAAUAAUUAGGCCGUCUUUAAACCGGCGUGUGCAAUUGAUAUGUAACGUUAUUGUACACCCCUCAGUGAAAGAGCAUCACAUGCUUGUAAGUUUUUUUUUUUUUUUUUCGUUUUUCCUUUGCCCCUAUUUUGUAAAAGGAAAAGCACCCUAACUGUACGAUUAUGGAAAUGUAAAAAAAAGCGUUUACGUUUACGCUAUCAAG
Messenger RNA from Plasmodium vivax (malaria parasite P. vivax), 2139 nucleotides. Its product is annotated as falcipain-like protein. Bases 1 to 1464 code for a protein of 487 amino acids. The record is from RefSeq and is a predicted model, not a curated record. Gene Ontology annotation, molecular function: cysteine-type endopeptidase activity. The transcript has a single exon. Lineage: Eukaryota; Apicomplexa; Aconoidasida; Haemosporida; Plasmodiidae. Gene Ontology annotation, cellular component: lysosome.